Messenger RNA from Toxoplasma gondii ME49, 22656 nucleotides. It is a transcript of the gene SET1, whose product is annotated as histone lysine methyltransferase SET1. Gene Ontology annotation, molecular function: protein binding; histone H3K4 methyltransferase activity. Lineage: Eukaryota; Apicomplexa; Conoidasida; Eucoccidiorida; Sarcocystidae. The transcript has 13 exons. The record is from RefSeq and is a predicted model, not a curated record. Gene Ontology annotation, cellular component: Set1C/COMPASS complex. Bases 1 to 22656 code for a protein of 7551 amino acids.
AUGGGAGGCGACAACGGACGGCGACGCGAGGAUCCUUGGAUCCCGCCGCCUCCGCCGGAGCCCCAACCUCCCCCACCCUGUCUGCCGGCGUCGGAGCCAGUUCCUGGGAUUCCUCUCCAUUCGCCUCAGUCGCUGUCGUCCUUCGUCUGCUCCCGAGGACAGCGGCAGAUCGCCAGUGCCUGCGAGACAGGCUAUCAACCUUCAGGCUAUCAACCUUCAGAUCCGUCUUCUCACAGUCGCCAGCUCCACUCCCGGCUGGGGAUCCACUCUUCGAAUUCUCUCUACACCGACUCGCAAGGCACACUGCCCUUUUCGGAGGCCUUCACAGGGUCUGGUUCAGGGCAUUUUUCAGGGCAUUUUCCAGGACUUUCGGUGUGUGCUGAGCCUUCUCGCCAGCUGCCUUCCGGGCCGUCGCCCGCGUCGUGGAAAGAGAACGGCGUCGUCACGCCUUCCGGCUCCGCUGCCGUCGCUCCUUUGCAGGUUGAGCGUGUGCCAGCGCCGCCGGCGUCGCGCCUGCGCAGUCGCUGGGACCAGCGGCCAUCUCAAACCUCUGGAAGGGCACAAGGUUCAAACGAGAAUCGAGAGAGGCCUGGAGAGGCCUGCGCUGCGUCGCCUGUCCAGCCUGCCUCGCCUCCCCCGCCUCUGCCGCAUUCUCAAGGAGGCGUGGAUGGAGAACGCGGGAGACGCGGGAGAUACAGCGAAGAAACAGGAGAAAGAGGAGACACAAAACACAGAGGAGACACAAAAGACAAAGGAGACACCGGAGACACUCGAGACAGGCGAGACCCUCAAGACAGAGGAGACAGACGUUUCGAUGAAGGGGGGAGCUGCGUUUCAAGGCCACAGUCAAGAAGCGAACGCGAGGAGAGUGGAGAGAAGAGAAGUUGGCAUUUCCCGCGAGGCGGGCGCCGCAGUUCCAGUGUCGACAGAGAUCAUGGAGGGAAGGGAGAGACGCGAGAAGACCCACGCUGUCGCUGGUUCCUUGGUCGACAGAGAGCAAGUGCAAGAGAGAACGAAGCGGGCAUCAGAUGGAGGCCAGAGCGAGAAGAGAGGGGCAGUGCGUCCCCAGGACGAAGCCGGUGCGGUCCAACAAACAAGGAAGACAGGCCAGGAACGAGGCGGGGGUCUCUGGAGUCGCGGUCGUUCCUGGAGGCGUCGCAUUCGUCCGAUGCCCGACAUGCGGUGGACCGCCCGGUGUCAAGGGAGGGAGAUGAAAGCCGACGACGAAGCUCAACUUGGGCGCCUUCGCCUGCGGCUUCUCUCCGUCGGAACCGAGGCCUCUCGCGAAGCGUGUCUCCCUCAGAGCCGCGUGGGUGGAGAGGGGGAGAGGAGAAACGGAGACAGGAGGAGAGAGGAUACGUCGAGCGAUCGCGCCGCGGGUCCAGGGAGUCCGCGACCGGCGCAGAGGGAAAAGACGACGCUUUCUCUCCGCGGAGCUGCGCGUCCGGCAACAUGUUCCCCGACCGGCAAGGCCGACCGCGGGGCUGGGACGAACCGCGGAGACCCCACAACCGAGGAGACAGGCGCUGGGGCGCCGAGGCGCCUGGCGAGGAAGACGAAAGUGAAGGGGGACGACAGGCUCGCACACACAGCAGGCAGGGGGUGGAACGAGAAAGACAAAGGCACUCGGUGUCCGGCCGGCCGCCCGUCUGCUCGCCUCUCCACCGGCGUCUGAGGUCGUUGUCUCCUACCUCUGCUCACGGUCGCUCGCCUCCUCGUUUCUGCGACACCCGAGAACGGCUGCCUCAAGCGGACGUCUGUGGAACGCGCGAGUCGCCCUCGAGAGGUUUCACACGGUUCGGCGACACAGCGCCAGCGUGGUCAGAACCUGAAGCCGGCGCCGGACACAGUCCCGACAUGGAUGCGCAUGCAGGUGCCUCGAAGUCCGCGCGUGCGUCUUCUUCGCUGGGGCGGCGAGGCCCGCGCUCGGUGUCUCCUCGGCGCGGCGAGAGUGGGGUGAAACCUGACAGGCGAAGCUUGAGGGGAGACAGCCAGGGGAGGGCAGACGGACAGAGAGAGCGAGAGACAUGGAGGAACGAGGGGGAGUCGGCUAGCGCCCAGCAUAGCCUCCCAGAGACGCGGAGAAUCGGUGGGGUACGCAUGCGGCGCACCCAGCUCGACUUGUUGCCCUCUCGAGCCUCGCGCAGGAGCUCCUCGUCUUCUCCUGAAGCGCGACCGAAGAGGGCGCUGCCUCGAGAGAGGGAUCGAGGUCACGGAACUUCAGGCAGAAACAUGGCGGCGCCCCUGGGCAGCUCACUGACCUCGCGACGCCGAAGUUCCGAGGACAGGCAUGCAUGCGGCAGGGCCAGAAGCCUCAGAGACCGUGCAGACAGAAGAGACAGUGGAAAGAGCAGCGACAGCGAAGCCAGAAGUAGCAGCGAAAACAGCAGAGUCCGAGGAGAGGGAAGAGACACACGAGAGACUGGAGUUUGCAGCGACGUCAGCAAGGGGAGUGCGUCCCCAAGCCGUGACAAACGCCGCGAGCUUUCUCCACAGCACGAUGAGGUGACUUCCGAUGACGUCGCCCCUUCGCCUAUGACGUCCGUAUCUCGGGAUUCUCCCAGCCUCAUGGUCUCCGAUCCCCCGUCUCCGAUUUCGCCUCCAGCGGCCAAGGAAAGCCGUGGGCUUCUGCGGGCGGAGUCCCGGUCGCCAUCGGACUCGCGGUCGCCUAGUUGGCGAGACAGAGAAUCUGGAUGGUUUCGCAAACGGAUCGUCACGUCGACAGCGGACUCAGCUGUCCCUGGAGGACAGGAAGAAGGCUCGACAUCUCGUUCUCCAGCCUCGCUGUUGCUGCCUUCUCAUCCUGGCGUCGGGGAUCAGGAUCUCCCUUGUGCAUCGCCAUUUCCACGCCUCGCUGUCUCUUCUUUUGCGUCUUCCGAUCUUGCCCAUGUUGUGCGGGAGCGACCGCGUGAGGCGACCGACGAGAAGCAUCACGAACCGUUCCCCGCGUCUCUGGCGUCUCCACCUUCCCGCCUCGGCGGCUCAACGGCGCCUCUGCUGUCGGCUCCGCUUCAGAGUCAGCUGCAGUCUCCGUCGUUGGCUGUAUCCAAAGCAGGUGUCUCUGCGGCGUCUUCGCUUCGAGAGAAGCUGGCGGGUGGUGUGAAGCUUGCUUCCCCCGACGCAGUCUUCUCGCUGGCGGGCCUGAGUCCGUGUCUCGACGACAUCUUCGACUAUGAUGAAGAAUACGAACGCUUCGGAUUCUUCCCCACGAUUCGCACAUUUGCGAGACCAGAGAGAAGAAGGCGCACCCAGCGAACUGCCUCGCCUGGACCGGCGCAAGCGGCUGAAGGGCGGCGUGACGAAUCGGCACAGAAGCGAGCAGACGGGGAGGGCGUCGACGAGGAAUGCGGGAAGACAGAGAGGCCUGAGGAAGCGGAUGGGAGCGACUCCCGGAAGGUACGUAGCGAAGCAAAAGAAAGGGUGCUGGCGUCGCCGUUGGACUCGAGCAAGGAGCGCAGCGCGGACGCACAGGCAGACGGGAAGGCCGAGAAGGAGAAGAAAGAAAAGAGAGAUAAAAAGGAAAAGAAGGAGAAGAAGAAAUCGAGCGAGAGAGCGUUGCUGGGGCAGCGGCUGCACGGUGAGGCGCGCGCCGAGGCGGAGAAAACAUUGACGAAGUUGGAGCGCAAGUUGCUUAAAAAGCAGCAGAAGAAAGAACGGAGGCGUCUGGAGAAGCUUGAACGGAAGAAAGGAAAGGAUGUCGGAGAGACGAAGGACGAAACGUUGAACGUGACAAGCGACGAACGAGACACAGAGAGAGUGCACGGUGUCGGAGAAGCAGUGUACAAGCGCGGGCCAGAUCGAGACGGAGACAAGGCGAAAGAAGAGGAGACAGACAUCGGGAAAGCCACAGAACAGGCAGAGGCAGUGGACGGUCUCACACGAGACGUAGAAGCAGAGAUGAGUCCCGCAGGCGCGACUCCGCUGCCGGAGCAAGCCAAGGCGGCGGACAAGGCAGACGAAGAAGCGGGUGAAGAGCCAAGAGACCCAGAAACCGAAAGAGAGAAGAAGGAGCGCAAAUGCGGAGGGGAAACGCAAAUGCCACGGGAUGACGAAAAGGCGCUGGUGGCCACCGAGACUGAGAUGAAAGUGGAGGCGAUGAAACCCCCAGGCGAGAGAACCGAUACGGAAAUCCUUCCGAAACGCACGUCAGAGGCGGACCGCUGCGCGACGAAGAAAAGUCGAGAUGCCAGGCGAGGACAAGACGGCGAAGACGCCACCGCACCAGACGAGAAGGAGCAAGACAGCGGUGCUGCGAAGGUUGUGCAGCGUUCAUCCGGAAAGAAAGACGACUCGGGAAGCGCAGGAGCAGCCUCAGCAAAGGCGUCGCCUUGCGCGUCGAGCAGUCGAAACAAAGACACGCUACCUCGAGAGUUGCUUUCGCUUCUUCUGGACGAUUACGUCUGCUCCGCCUCUCGGCGCAGAAGACCGGCAGAUCCCCAAGGGCCAUCGUCGCCGUCUCCUAAGACUGUGCGCAGCGGCGGCGCGGCGAAGCGAACCGGAGGAGCGAGCAGCAAAGCUGCGCCGCCCUCUUGUCUGGAGCCUGUGAAGCGCGAGGGAGGAGACAGGACGGAAGAAGGACCGAGGCGCGGUGAGGCCGGUGGAGGCAGCAGCGACGCAAGACAUACGCUGAGUGAGAAGGCGCAGGACGUGGAGACAGAAAAGGGGGAAAGAGGGAUCAAACGGAUCACGCCAAAAUUGGCUGGCCUUGGCAAAGACGAAAAGAAACAAAAGGCCGCCCCACUGGGGUCUGCGACAGCGGCCGAGAAGACAAACCUCGCGUCUGAGCAACUUGUGCGGGGGAGAGCUUCAGAUCAGGUCAAGAGCGAGGAAGAAGAGGCAUGCGAUUUGUCCUCGUUUGACGCGUUCCUCGUCGGCAGUCGCACGCCUGAAGUCGGAGGCAGCGCCCUGGACUUGCUGGUGGAGCCUCCACCCGAAUGGGAGAUCGCGAGAAGAAAGACUUUGAAAUGGGAUGAAGAAGAGGAAUCUGUCCUCGCGGCGGCGCUCGACGAGAGACGCCCGGUCCCCGUGCAUGGACCCCUGACCGCCGGAGGAAAAGGAGAGAACGAGGCGCCAGAGCGCGCCGCUCACGACGGAGGAGGCGACGCGGAGACAGGCAAGGCCGAGGGACAAGGCGAAGGCGAGGAAACGGGCGGAGGGAUGGAGACGAACUCGGAAAGCAAGAGGGACGGCCGUACUGAAGAUGAUGAAAACGUGUUUGGCGGUCGCACAAAGGCUGAGCAGCUCGAAGUCGGCGCAGAGGACGAAACAAAGGACGAUGAAGACGAUGAAGACGGACGACUGGUCCCGGAAAAAAGCAUCCGAAAGAGAAAAAGAAGGUCGUCUUUAGACGAUCCAGAGAUCGAGGAGAAAAUCACGCCCAACGACCCGUUGUACGCGUGUCUGAUUGAAGGCAGCGCCAUUCGAUUGACGCGUCGCAUGAUCAAGCAGCUGCACGACGAGGAGCCGACUGUCUCUGCCGGCGUCUCUCGGUCCUCGCCUUCCGGCUCUGCGGGUGCGUCGCCGCGGGCGUUGGAGGCAGGAGACUCCAAGGCGCUCCUGAUGGGCGCCGCGUCAACGGGUGCUCGUGCAGGCUCCGUGCAGGCGAAGAAGCGUAGCGAGAAAGGCCCCAAGGUCCUGAGUCCAGUCGAGCGACCGCCGCGCGAAGAAGGGGAAAACGAUGCCGGCAAAGAUCGACCUGGCGACGGAUCCUCGUCUCCACCGUCGACGCCUGGACGCCCUGCCUCGCCUUUUUCUCCAGCACUCUCAGGCGCUGCGGCUUUAAACUCCCUCGGCCGGAAAGUCGAAGUUCGCGACGACGCUCAAGGUUUUUCGUACGUCGGCUGUCGCGUCCGUGUGGUGAGAAGCUGGCGCGACGAGAAGCAGCGAAGCACUUGGGAGUGGGGGGAGGGCGUGAUCAAGUUUUUUCUGCCGAAAUUCCGGAUGUUCUUCAUCCACUUUCUCCUCAAUGCGGGAGGCACAGACGCCGCAACGCCCUUCGACGCGCCGCCCCUCGACCUGCGGAACGAAGAGCUGCCUUUCUCCCCGGAGGCUCAGCACCGCGGGUGGUUCUCUUCUGCCCACGACAUCAUUCGCCUUGCCUCUUCUCGCCGCGUUUGGGAGCGACCUGAGAAGCGCGAAAAGCGCGAAAAGCGCGAGCGAAGGACGGGCGCUGAAAAAGCGCGAGAUCUGUGCGACAGGCGGCGCAAGACGACAGAGACACCCGAUGCAGCAGAACCCCCAGAAGGAUCCGAAUCCGCAGACGAAGCCGAGACGGAGAAGAGAGCUUCGAGGGAACAGAGCGACGAAACCGUCGCUGUAGAAGGAUCCCCGGGCGACGCGGCUGCGGGCGGGGAACGCGAGGCCACAGACGAGCGUCGCAGGCGCCGCGAGGCAGCCAGGGAGGAUUUGGAAGCACUGGAAAGGGAAGCCAACGGAAACACAGAAGGCUCAGGAGAGAACGAAAAAAAAAGGGAAGCGAACGAACGUGCCCGAACAUGUGGGGAGAUCCUCCAAGGUGACGCGAACCGUCCCUCAGAGCCUCGAACUCACAACCAAGAGUCCUUGUGUGCCUCAUCUUCUUCGUCUUCUUCUUCGUCUUCUUCGUCUUCGUCGCUGCCUCUGUGCCGGACAUGUUGUAAACCGAUUGCAGUGAUCCGUACAGGAGACCUCACUGACGAUACAUCGUGGCAGUUGGCUGUUCGUUCGCUGUCCCCGCAAACGCUUGACUCUUGUCUCCCUCCCGAGGCCUCUUGUGGGGACUCCACCCUUUUUCCUGCGUCGUCCUCUGCUCUCUCCAAAGAUGCGCCGCUGCCCACGAACGCGCUCUCCGCCGCGGCGAAUUCCAUCUCCACGGACGAGGCGAAGGAGAUCGGGGCGUCUGGGAGCGCCGACGGCUACAGUCCGCCGAAGGAAGCAGACAGACCGAUGCAACAAGUGAAACAGGUUCACUGGGGCUUGCGCUGCAUUCGCUGCGAACGCGUCUUCCACGCCUCCUGCAUCACUGCUCCUCACCAAAGAAAAAUCACUGUCGGAAUGGAUCAAGAGGCUCUGUGCGAGGAGAGUGCCCGACAUCGGCGCCUCGUUGCUCGACGAGAAGCUGCAAUCAAGGCGUACGCGAAGAAGCAGGCAAAACGGCGAGAGGACGCGUCAGGGCCUGCCACGGGAGCGGAGCCGUACGAGGAGAACGCGGAGACCUUGCUGUGCGGCCGCAGGGACGCUGAGGGCGAGGCGUCGACUCUGAAGAAGGAGAGCGAGAACCGCGCGCAACCCAUUGAGGGAGAGGUGACAGCAGGCUGCCGCGAAAAGAAGACGAAGGGUGUGACGGGAUCUGAGACCGGGGCGGCUUCUGGGGGGCGUGUGAAAGCCGAGACAGCCGCUGUCUCUGUGGCAUCUUGCUCCGAGGUCCCUGUGAAAAAAGGAGAGAAGACGAAGACGGGUGAGACAAGCGAAGAAGAAUGGACGCACAAGGAAGCGUGUGUUGAUGGGGCUUCAGCGACCCUGCAACUGGACUGGACCGAGGAGCCUCAAGGCGAGCGCCAGAGGUCGUCGUCGACGUCGCCGUCGUCGACUUCUCUGUCGAGGCAGGAGGAGGCUGCAGAGCCUUCGAAGGCAUUGCAGACUGCAGGUGCAAACGCGUCCGAUGAAGCAGCUCUGCGGAUUUCCACUAUAGCGGAGGAGACUAUGGACUCUCCAGAGAGGCUGGCGAAUGGGGUCGUUUCUCAAACCACUGGGAAAACGUUCCAGGAGAAAGAAGCUUCAGCCUCCGUUCCCCGACGUGAGAUCUGCGGCGCCUCUGCGGCCGCGGAAAACUGUUCCGCCUUCGCCGAGUGUGUCGCCGCUCCCUCGACGUCUGUCUCGUCUGCGUCGGCGUCUGGCUCUGUCGCUGCUUCGCAGAUCGCUCUUGUGUUUGUGCCUCCGAUUCAGCCGUUGGCCGCGGCGUCGUCGUCGCCGACGUCGUCCCGGAGAAAGCGCGAGGAGGGGGAAGGCCGCGGGAGGCGAAGUUGGGAGGACUGGGUUUGCGCGGACUGUGCUACCUGUCGCUUUUGCUGCGAGCCUCUGAGUCUGCCGCCUCUAGGACCGGAAGCCUGUGGCCAGCUGGGGGCUCAGGCCAAUCAACCGACUGUGAAUUGUCACACAUGCAACAUGUACGCCCACGGCGUUUGCUGCUAUCCGCCAGUGCCGGAGCUGCACCCCAUCGCGACUUUCCGCUGCGACGCUUGCACCCGGUGCCAGAGCUGCGGGUACGUGGAUUUGUACUGGCCCGAAUACGCCAACUGGGACAUCAAGUUUCAGAGGUGCUCCAUGUGCCAUCACGCGAUCGAGGCCGGACAGUUCUGCCCCGUCUGCAUGCGCGUAUGGGGCUUCGACGGCCUCGACGACUUGAUGCUCCUCGAUGCAACGACGUUCGGGGACUCUCCCGAGAGCCGCAGGAGCGAGCUGGGCGUCGCGCCCCACCAAGUGCCCGACACGGUGCGCCGGAAGAAGCGGCGGCAAGUCGAGGACGCAGACGCGGAAACCGACGCCGGAGACAGCGGAGACUGUCCAGGUAGCGAGGCGGAGGCGCCGACGGGGGACACCGGCUCGCGAGAACGGGGAGACCAGCAGGCGCGACCCAAUGAACAGAGACAGGCGCUCGUCGAAUGGGUCCUGUGCGAUGGAUGCCGCCUCUGGGUACACGCCAAAUGCGACGGCCUGUCGGAAGCACACAUGGAACGACUCGCUUGCAGAGAUGUCCUCUACAGGUGUCCGGUUUGUCGAGGAGCGUCGCGGGCGCGGAAGUACAAACGUCUGCUGGACCAGCUGGUUGCGUUCGACAAGACGGCAGAGUUUACUCUGCCCGCUGCGGCUUCCUUCACUCUUUACUGGCGCGUCGUCACGCGGCCGAUGGACUUGACGACCAUGCGGCAGAAGCUGCAGCGCGGGGAGUACCGGCGAGACGAGGAAGUCAUCGCAGAUCUCUGGCAGAUCUUCCACAAUGCUCGCAUGGUCAACAUGCCCAACACUCGGACCUACCGCAGCGCCGUGGCGAUGGAGCGGAAGGCCCACGAGCUCUUGGUUGGCAUUCUCCAGCUGAGUCCAGGGAAAGUCGCCAGGCGCCGCGCGGACCUCAAGAUGGGCCGGUCGGCGCUGAAGGGUGGCGACGACCGCGGCGGAAGAAACGCGAGUCUGCUCGACCUUCUGGGCGACUCCGAAGACCUCGUGGAAGAAGGCCCUUGGCUGCGCCCCGGCUCCACAGAGGACGACGAGGAGACAGCGAGUGAGAAGGGCAGGGAGACUGUGGAGUUCGGUUCCGAGGCGCAGGACGCGAGACCGGCGGGAAGUCGCGCAGACAGCACGAAGGGCGUCGGAGCCGCUGUGGCGGCCCGCCUGCAGGCGCCGCGCCGCGGAAGCUUUGCCGGGCCGGGGAGCACUCGGGGCAUCCGAGAGACGUCGCCGGAGUCGCGGCUGGGUCGGAGAGACGCGGAUCAAAACGCGAGCGAGGGUCGGGGGGCCGAAGCGUGGGCAAGAGGAAACGAAGCAGACAGGGGUGUCAGUGGCUCGUUGGAUCUUCACCACAGGACAGCCGGCUGCGCAGUGUCAAAAGAGUUGCAGAAACAGUCGCUCCAUGUGCACCGGUUGCCGAAGCUCGAGAACCUCCCAGUGCCUCCUUCGAAGCCUCUGGACACUCUGGAGGACUUGUUCAUGCUUCCAUCUGGAAAUGUGCCUCUCUUAGCUUCGCCGUCAACAGUCUUCCCCGUCUCCUUCGCAUGCGGAUUUCCCCUGGCGCCGUCAGCUUCGCUUGUAGUCCCAGAGUUCCCCCCCACCUUCCAACUUGCGUUCUCGCCCAACAAGCCUCUGCCGGCGGAGUUGCCAUGCGGGCCACACCCCGUGCUGGGUGCGGGGCUGUUGGCCCUGGGGGCCCCCGGCCUGGGGGAGGGGUCGUACCUUUUCGAGCUCCCCUCGCGGGAGGCCUUUUCAGCUCCAAGGAAGACGGAGAAGCCACGGAAAAAGAAGGACGCUGCAGACGACGAGCGCCGCACGAAAAAGGCCAGAGACUCGAUCGUUGCUUCUCUCGUUUCGUCUCCCCCCCCCGGCGCAGGCUCCAGCGGACAGGGACUUUCGUCCACAGGGGGUUCCGCGUCGGGCCUGGGAGGGGACAAUCGGAAGAAGCGAGGCAGGAAAUCAGGAAGACCGGUGGGCGAGAAGACGGGCGCCGCGAGUAGUCCGCUGCCGACAGGUCCGGACGCGGGAGGGGAUAGAACUGGCGAGGAGGAAGAGGCGAAGGGGAUCUCUGUUCCUGAGGGCUUCAGAGAGCCUUCGCGGUCUCCAGAGCGAGAAGAACUGCCCGGCUCGGACGAGGAAAACGAAAACGAAGACGGCGAAGAACAGAAGGAAGACGCACAUGCGUGCGCCGAGGCGCAGGACGGCGUCCGCGCUCCAGGCAUCCUCCCCAAGUGGACACACAUCAUGCCGGCAGUCGAGAGUUCCCAAGACUUCUUGCGAGCAAUCGAGUAUAUCUACGGCGGCGCGAAGCGGAAGCGGAGACGUGAGGACAGCUCCGAGAACGAACGCAAACCGAAGACCACCCGAGCGGGCAGACCCGAGCUGGAGGCAGUGUCGAACCUCACAGGGAAGAACACAACGGGAAAAGAACAGACCGAGGAAAACCAGAGAGAGAGACUCCAAGGAGAGACAGACAGGAGCGAGACGGGCGUCACCGAGGAAGGCAUGUCAAACUGUCAAACGUGUGGGGAGGACGAAGCAGGAGCUUCUUUGGCAUCGCGGCGCUCUUCUCUCUCGAGCUGCGACGACGCCAGUCUCCAAGAAGACCCAUGGACCAGUCUGUCUCUUUUUGAAGACUGCUGCGCCCUAUGUGGAUCUACCGCCGACCCUCAGUCUCUCUAUCACUGUCCGUCGUGUGGGGAGUCCUUCCACGGCCAAUGUAUCGGUGUCGCCCCUUCGCUUUCUUCUUCCCGUGGGGUCCAGUGCCCGCGGUGUGCCGUGUGCGUCGUCUGCGAUGGACGGGCGCCUUGCAUGCAUCUGGAGGACGUUCGCAAUCGCCGAACUGCACCUGACAGCGCAGGGAAAGUCGUUACAGCCAGCUCCGGCGCCGCUGGGGGACUGCCUGCUUUCUCCGUUGCUCAGGGACUUGAGCCACAGUCGAAGGAAUGCCGAGAUCUCCCCGCCUCUUCAACUCUGUCCCCAAAGGCAGAGGCCCUCCGCCAGCAGUUCCAUGUCUAUCGCUGUGGCGGGUGUGGGGUCUGUGCUCACUCUGAUUGCGUGUGGCAGAGCGGCGUCGAGAUCCCGCGUGUCUCCUCUCUUGCUCCCUCUGCUAUCGCCUCGGGCUCUCUGGGGCUCCCAACAAACAUCGAUGCCUUGCUGUUGAAAAAUGGAAACUUGCGCCCCCAGUUUCGACCCCAGAUUCCACAUCCGUGGUCGGCUGCAACGUCUCUGUCUUCUACGCUUCCUUCUUUUCAGUCUUCCGGCCCGUCUCCUGUCUCCGUUGGGGCGUCUCUCGUGGGGGCCUCGCCGUCCUUGCGUGCGACCGGGUCCGCGCGGCCAGAAGGAAGUGGAGGCGCAGCCGUUUUCGCGGGAGGCGCAAGGCCUGCGUCUUCGCCGCAUGCGACUCUGCCGCAUGCGUCCCUCCCGGCGAGGGUCGACCAGGAGAAGCUUGGGGCCGUGGCGGCUUCACAGGCACAUGAGGCACUGGGUGCCGAGUAUCCUCUACAGAACAGGCGCGCUGGAAAGUCCUUGGAAGGUGCAGGAGUCCGUCACGCUCAGGCGUCUUCCUCUCACUUCUCCUUAUCUUCUGAGCUUUCAGCAGCGACAGGCAGUACGCCCGGAGGGAGGCGCCCCGCUGGGACCUGGUUGCCUGCAAGGACUCAACAGCCUGACUUGCGGACCGCGUCGGACGCCGUGCGACCGGCGCUUCUUUCUCAGCUUUCGCACUUCAUGCGUUGCCUCAAACUCCUCGUUCGCCGGCUCGGCUGGCGACCGACGGCGAUUGCGCCGCUCCUCGGCUCCACACCCGAGACCCUGCACCGGAUGCUGCUCCAACUGAAACUCUCCCCAUCUUCGUUCGGCGAGGAGGGGCAAAACGUCCUCCAGUGGUGCUUCUUCAAAGCUGUGGAAGCGAAGCAGAGGCUUCCGGGAUUCGAGGGUGUUCGACUGCCUCUGCCUUCCGACUUCCAGUCGCCUCCGCCCACUCUCGCCGAAAUUCUCCCUCAGCUUGCAGCGCUUCGGCAAUCGGCGGCCUUUUCCGGAUCGUCUCCUUCAUCUGCUGCUUCCGCAUCUGCCUCUUCUUCCCUUGCCUCCUCCGUUUCCUCUGCCCCAGUUGCGUCGGCUGGAGGCGCUGCCACGGUGUCUGCCUUCACGCAUUCCUCCUCCGUUCCUGCUGUCUCUGCUUCACCGUCCAGCGUCGCUAGUGCAGCGCCAGGAGGGGUCCAGCCUCACCUGUCCCCCCCACUCACGACCCAUGCCGUCGCGUCUUCUCUUGGCUCGUUGUCUUCCCUUCCUCUCCAGUCUUCGGCCCUCAAUCUCCGACCUGGCGCCUUGGCUCACCGGCCGCAGAGUGGUGCAGGCGCCUCGAGUGGUGUCGCUGGACCUCGAGGAGACACCACGGCGUCUCACCAUCUCCCAGCGUCGCUCCCGCCCCCCUCCGCUUCGCCCUCGGCCGCAGCCACAGCGUCAGCAGGCCUGGAGUCGACUGCAAGCGAUCUGCGGGGCCUCGUGAGUGCGGAGCAACUGUUGCUUGGCCACCGACUCCUGCAUAGUUCGCUUGCGUCUUCCCUCGCUUCUGCGGGCACACCUGUCUCCUCAGAGCAAGCGGCGCUUCUGCUGCAGCACCUCCGAGAAUCGUAUCGAGAAAAACAGCGCGCUGCGCCGCAGCAGGUGAAAGGCCUUGCAUCCGCCGCGAGUCCGAGAGAGGCUGCGGCUCCGGCACCUCAGGCGACCCUCGAGUCGGCAGGCUCUUCUGCCUGCCUCUCUUUCUCGAGCAGCGAUGGCGCCUACAGAGGACGCGGGGAAGGACAAAGCCGGCGCCCCGCUGAGACGCCAUGCCGACAGGAAGACAGCCGAGGGAGACCCGCAAGCGUCGCGAUCAGAGAGAGCAGGGAGCGGUCGCCCAGAGGAUCCUACAGCGACCAGAAGAUUUCACAGCCGAAGGCCGGUCGCCCGAGCAGCCUGCGAGGGGCAGGGCAGGAAGAAGCCCCAGAGAGGGGAAGCCGGCUGGAGGAUGCCUGCAGGGAAGCGGGAGCAGGUCGGAGACAGCAGGGGAGCGAUUCCAGUGGAACGGCGGGAGUUGGAAGCGAACGAGAGGGACCCGAGGCAAGCGUUUCGGAAGGCAGGAAUUCCGCUGACAAGCGGAUGUCUCCUGGUGGAGAAGCGGUAGGAAACACAAAGCUGGAAGGAGACAGAGAGCCUGCAGCUGUGGAGUGUACAAAUCGCUUUGAUACCUCUUCCAGCUCUGUGUACCCCGAGGCGGAGGUGUUGAGCCAGCUUUUGUCGAAUUGUUUUCCGGAUUCGAUUUCGUCUUCCCUUGCGUUCCCCGACGACCCCGAAGAACUCGGGUGUGAAGACGGCACCAAGGACGAGGAACAACGCCGAAGACGUCGAGAGAUUCGGCAGGAGCAGCUUCACCAAGCAGCCUUCUGGGGCCUCCCAGACGCUUCGCCGUGCUCUCACGAUUCACAGACAGACGACGAUCCGGGCGCGGACGAACUCCAGGCGCGACAGACACGGCGUGGAGAUGGAAAAUCAACACGGCACCAUUUCCUGGCUCCACAAGAUGCGCAUCGUGGAGAGAGGCACCCUGUUCGAGACUCGUCCCUCGCCCCUUCAGUGUCUGCCGACGUCGAGGAAGGAAGGCGAACGACGAGGCGAUUGAUACGCGAAGACUGCAUGCACCGCAGCGCACCGCCGCCCACUCCUGCGACGUCGAACCCCACAGCGGCGUCGUCCGCGGUUCCGUCGCCAGAGUCCGCAACGCCCGCUGCGGCUGCACGGCCUGCCGCAGAGAGACCAGCGUCUGCGCCACCGCAAGCUGACGAGUCUUCUGCCGCGCUUCGCGCUCUGUCUUCUUCGCUCUUGUCUUCCGUUACUGCGGGCGAUGUCCACAACCUCCUUUUCUCCUCCUCGGGGUUGGCCCUAAUGACGCCGGAACAACAGCGCGCGGUUCUGCGCGCCCUUCAGCGUCAUCUUGGCGCAAACGCCUCCCGAGGGACCCAGGUCUCGGGAUCGCUCGGAGCUUCAGCGCACCUGCAAGCCCCCCAGGCUGCGCAUUCGCUCGCGCCUGCGGCUCCACGUUUCAAUGCGGCACCCGCGGGAGGAGACUGCAGACCCGGAGGCCGAGGCGAGAGCGGGAAACCGCCAGACGUCGCGGGGCUGCAGACGCCGCAGCCAGAGUCGGAGCGCUUGCGACGCGCUGCCCUGCAGGGGACUCACUUGGGGACCUCCUCCGCGGAGCAGGGGCAGGUGGGGACGGAUCCGACGUCUCCUGUCGCUCUUCUACAAGCCCUUCAGCAACUGCGAACGGCGGCGUUCCAGUCUUCUUCGCCUUCUGCCUCGCUUCAAGAGAGGAUUCAGGCCCUGCUGCAACUGCAACAGAACAUGCAGGGAGGCCCGGAAGGCAGUCCAAGCGCCGUCCUACAAAGCAGCCUGUUUCCCCGUCCUGCCUCGCCGAUUCCGUCCGCUUCUGCCUCUCUCGGUCUCGCCACGACUGGGGGCGAAGGCGGCCCCACCCUCCCUGGCUUCGCUUUCGGUGGAGCUUUAACUCAGAGCAAGAAGCGCCAGAGAUCCGCGGCCGUCGAGUCGAAUAAAGGUGCCGGUGGACCAGAGCCGGGGACCUCCCUUUCGAGCAUGCAUGCAACGAGCGCUGAACUCCCAGCUCCUGGAGGGUCGCCGGCGUUCGGGUCUUGUGCCCCGAGACUGUCUCCAACCGCCGCGAAGGCGCCAGGAUCCCGGGGCGAGCAGCAAGCGGGCGGCGCGACGACCAGCGCGACGACCAGCGCGGCGACCAGCGCCGGUCAGAGAGAGAGCGGAUCCCGGCGGGGUCCGGCCGGGUCUCCCCGCCACACUGCGGGAGGUCCAGGAGCCUCAGCGCCCCACGCAGGUCCCGUGCAUGCAUCGACAAUGAUGCCGAAUUCUGCAUUUCUCAGUUCCAACUGUGUGCCGAGUGUCCAGAUGAAGCCCGGCAAUCCAGGAGGGGCGGUGCCCUCCAACGCUCCAGGCCCAAGCCCAUCGUCACUCCGACCUCACGUGCGAGCGGCUCUCGUCCAUCAGUUUCCUUCGCUCACCUCUUUGUCUCACCCUCCCGGAAGUGAGCCUCAACAGAGGCUGCAAGCGGGGUCCGAGGGCGUACCUGACGGUCUUUCGCCGGAGGUCCGAGGCCUCCCGCGAGAGCUGUUGGCGACUCUGGGUCCCAAACCAGCCGGCAACGUGACCCAGCCUCUCCCGCUGCGUCCGACACCGCCGGCCAGCCAUCCCGGGUGCCACCCAUCCCCCACAGCGCUGUCGUCUGGCCUUUCCCGGGCGCGUCCGAAUCCAGCGGGCAGUCUCGGAGUUUCUGCCAGUCCUGCUCAGGACGCUGCCAGCCUUUUUGUCCAGCAAGCCAAGGCGGGGGCGAUGGCCCUUAUGCCUGGCGCUGGCAGAGCAGUGAUUGCCGAUCUCUCUGGAGUGGGGACGAAGGGCGGAACGCAUCCUAGGCCGGCGCCUGUGUCUGCAUCUGCGACGCAUGCCCCCCCACCCCUGAAGCUUCAAAGAAUCUCACAGGUCCCUUAUCUUCCUUCGCAGCAAGCGGCACUGACGGCUUCGUCUCCUUUUGCGCUUCCGGCGGGGACCCGACAAGGCGGUCGCCCCUCAGAGCAGACCCUGGGUGGCCUUGGUGCUAGUGCCCCGGAGCCUGGAAGGCCGGGCCAGCGUCACGCUGGAGCCGUAUCCGUUCGCGGUGUUUAUCCAACAGCGUUAUUUCUUUCUGGGAGCUCCCCGGAAGGCGCAGGUUCCCUCGGCUCUUCGCUGGGGGAAGCAUGCCUUGUCCAAGAGAGACUGGGGAGAGCGCGAAGCAGAACCGGGGGCCUGAACAGAGACACCGGCUUCCCCAGCACCGCGAGAGAGUUCCAUCUGUCCCUCACUGAGCCUUACAGAAGAGGCCCGGAGGUCGGGGUGUACGCACCUCUCACUUCCAGCCCCCACGCUGCCUCGCCGGUCGCCUCGGUUCCGCCGCACGGCGCAGGCCCAGAGGCGACACUGGGGGGGGGUUGGAACCUCCUGGGGAGACAGGGCCCCGCAUGGCACACAGACUGGGCGUAUCCUGGAACGUAUGUUGGGAAGGCGCCGCCCGACGCAAGCGCUGGCGGAGAGAAGGGGGGCGAAGAGGAACGAGGGAGAGACCGAGACGCUACGCAGGCCGAGGGCCUUCCGCCUCUGCUCUUCUGUGGGGACUGCUGGCGGAGAGAGACUUGCAAGCGCAAGGGGGAGAGGAGACACGGAGUGCGAGACCCAGAGGACCAGCUGGGAAUCCUUCAAAGAACUGCUUUUCUGCCGCAACAGUUGCUUCUUCUUCCUGCAAGUGGAUCUUCAUACGAAGCUGAACGAGCAGGUGGGGGGGCAGCUGCGCAGGGGGAUGUCGAGAGCCACCCUGAUGCAGCUGAGGCUGGAAAACGAACGAGUGACAGAGAGACAAAGGCACUGGAGACUCAUGGUGGAACCGGGCCUUGCCUUCGAUCGAGACCAGAGGAACGAGAUCCAGACGUCGUUGUGAAAUGCGGUUUCUGUGGUCGCCUUGAAGGCCUCGCCACUGUGGGGGCUUCUCCAGAGUCUUCUAGCGUCCCUGGACCGGUUCUCGCCUCACUCCGGGCCGCCGCACGGUGUGCCGCCGGUGCCUUUUGUCUGGCUGAUGCCUCAAAUUCACCAGUUUCUCUGGAGGAGACAGCAGCCGCUGCUGACGAUCCGGCGUCCGCAUCGGAGCCUUCUUCGUCGUCUUCGUGUUCAGCCUGUUGUGAAUCAGUGGGUGGAGACCGAUCUGUGGGGAAGAAAGAAGCUUUGGGGGUGACGCCUUGUCGACAGAGAGACGAGACGAGUGAGGGCCGAGAAGAAGGAACACAAGUGGAGAAGACAGGGCGAAAGAGACCUCUCUUGCUUCUGAACGGCCUCCAGGGCAUCUGUGCGAAGUGUGGGCCUGCAAACGCCUUCGAAGGCGAGGGCAUGUCCCCUCGAACCGAGCUUGGAACCUGCGCAUUGGGGAAAAGAGAAUCUGCAGGAAAUGGGAAGGGUGGGGCCGACCGCGAAAGAAAAAAGCGUGAAGGGUCCCGGCAAGACAAGGAGAACGGCGCAGAAGAGCGAAACGACAUCAGUCCUUUCUACCUCAUUUCUCUCUUCCAAAUUCUUCGGACUGUCCUGACGGCUAUCCUUGAUGUCCGCCCCCGAGUUGACAGGGCGGAAGCUCCCCUGUCUCCUUCUGAUAGAGAGCGUGGGGGGGCAGCGCCACCGGCUGAGGCUGUAACGAUUUUUGCUUGGAUGCUGGUGGACGCGGCAGUUCUCCCAGACGAAGAAAAGGAAGAAGAAACUGCGAAGGAUGCCACUAAAGUUCCUAGAGACGAGUCAGGAAAGGGUGUCUCCGAAGCGGCGCUUGUGUCCUCCAUGGAGCUACGGAAUAUAAGCCGUUCUGUCGUGUCCUGGCUUUCUGAGCAGCCCGCAUGGAGUCGUGAGGUCCAGGCGGUGCUUGGGCGUUUUGUGCAGAAGUGUGAGCCGGAACAAGAAGUCGAGAAGAAAGACGACUCCCAGAAACGUUUGGAAGCCUUGGUCACCUCUGUCUUCAAGGCCUUCGCCGCGUUUGUCCCCGCCUUUCCGGAAUCUCUGGCAUUGAGCAAAAACGAUGGAGUAUCAGCUCCUGGCUCGGCGGCUGAAGGCCAAGCCACAAAACGCGACGCGGAGAACAGGCGAGUUGGUGGCAGGCUCGUGAUGAGCGGACAACCCCCCCAAAGCACAAGUGUGGAGGCGAACAAGCAAACAUCCCUCGCCUCCCUCCCCUUCUUCUCGUCUUCCUUCGUGGGUGCCUCGUGUCUUCCGCCUUCCUUAGGCGUCAACGCAGUGUCCUCCUCGGUCUUGGCCCAGGCAUGCAUCGCGCCUGGUUCGCCCUCUGUUCGUGCGGCUUUCAGAAACGCCUUCUUGCCUCCAGGGGGCGAAGAAGGGAGAAGGAGGACAGUUCUCGAAUACGGCCUUCGUUGCAAUCUGUGGGUCCUGCUCGAGCUCGGGCUUCGGAAAUACUUCACUCAAGGUUCUCCUCUCUCUUUCAAACCUCACACGCCUUCUUGGCCUCCCGUCUCUCCCGACGCCCCGUCCCUGCUCGUUCGCCUUGUCGCCCAGCGUCUCCGACUCGGAGAUGACCUUCGCCCCACGACCCAGCCUCUCUCCUCUUCUCUCGCUUCUUCUUUGUUGACAUGUGAGCUUUGCGGAGAGAAAGGAGACCGAUUGGUUCGCGGCCGCCUUCUUCCCUUUGGCCAUGGCCUUUCGCUACACUCGGAGUGCAUAGCCUGGUCGGUGGAUCCUGCGCUGUUGCCGAGUCUGGCGAAUCCGCGUCUCGCACUGGGCGUCGUUUCCUCGGCAGCUGGCCUGCAGGACGCUCAGGAGCCCCGAGGGGCCCACGCGCGACGCUCAGGGGAGCCGCUCGGGGACGCCUGUGUGACACACGCGGCAGAGACAGUGCCCGUGCAUGCGUUGGAGGCCGAGAAGGAGGACGGAGAAGAACGAGCCUUGAAGAGACCGAAAACGACUCCGAUCGGCGUCGGGGCUGCUGCGUCAGGUGGAACCCACACCCCAGACGUCGUGGAGACAGCUGGGCCUUGUGGUCCUUCGCCUGCGGUGUUCCGCAUGCCGACCUCCGUGGAGCCGUUUCUCGAGCUUCCUGUGUGUCUGCCUCCCAUCGAAAUCCCGAGCGAAGAAGUGACUGAAGUCGUCGCAGAUGCCGCUGUCUCUCGCUGCGUCUGGUGCUCGAAGUUGGGCGCCUCUGUUUACUGCUCUGCUCCCGAGUGCUCUGUGAAGCUGCACCUGGCCUGCGCCUUCGCUGCGGCCACAGACCCCCGCGCCGCUGCAUGCGGCAGUGGGGAGGCUCUGAAAGAGGGCGAGCCUGUGGGGCUACAGCGGGGUCGAGAGGGAGGCGAAGAGACGAGACGAAGAGACAGAGAAGACUUCCAAGUUCGCCUGCCUCGGGAAGAGAGAGAGCUCUCGGAGACGCGGAAUCGAGCGUUCCCCAUCCACGUUGUCUUCAGUCGCAGGCAAAUAUGGUGUCAUGCAUGUUGGAAAUCCUUCCCCUGUCGACCCGGCGUCGCGCAGCGUUGGUUCGACCCCCUCUUUGUCGCCCUCGAGGGACUGUCAGGAAGUGUAUGUUUCAUUGUGGCUCGGCAGCUGUCUCAGUCGAUCCGACUGCGGCCUCCGUGUGUUCGCCUACGAGACCUUCCAACUGCGGAGCAGGAGUCGAGUGCAACCGUUGCAGCUGCACUGUUGCCUUUCUCGGGCUUCUUCUCCCUUCUCCCGCCUCCCCAGACUUUGGCGCCGACUCCUCCUUCCUUCCCCACGAAGCCAUGUCACUUGUUCUCCUUCACGCCGAUCUACGGGAAUGUUGAGAGUCUGCUCGCGCCUCUCUUUGCCUUUUUGGUCUCCUCUUCGUCUCUGCUUCUCCCCGCUUCUUCUUCGCCCUCCUCCUCCCUGGCGGCCGUAUGGUCUCAGAAGGUCGCCUUAUAUACGAAGCAAAAGAACCUGGUUGCCGCCCUCGCGCCGUUCCUCCUGCGCUCGCCCUCGCUUCUCGGCGCUCUCGUCGCCUCCGUCGACAGUCGCCAGGUCCUCCGGCGCCUGGGGAAAAGGACGGCAUGUCUCGACCUGCCGGAGCGGCCCGGCGCCAAAGGUUUGCGGAGACACUUGGGGCGGGGUCAGGUCGAAGCGCCCACCCACGGGGAUCUCCAGAGGCCCAGCGACCUCGCGAAUGCGUCGACGCAAGAUGCACUCGUGGACGCCUGUCUCUCUGCCUGCUUGGGGUCCGGAUGGUCAGACGAGGAGGUCUUUCAGCUUCGCCAGCAAACGCUCCCUCAGGGCGACUUCUGGCUCGGCGGGAGGCCCUGUGCUGCGGUGGGAACCUCGACGCACAUGGACGCGCUAAGCCAGCACCGGAGGGACGACGUCGCGGGAAGCAGCAGAGCCGCUCAGCCUCUCAUCGACGGCCGAGCGCGACAGGCCUGGAACUCUGCACGAGAACGCCCCGAGAAGGUCCCGGAGAGAGAUGCAAUGUCGCGGGCGGACGUGGGCAGCGAUGGAGUCGCAGGAACCGAGGACGCACACGAGGAGAGACACAACGGCGUUGAGGAGUCGUUCGACGCUCUCAACGUUGAAGCCGAGAACGACUUUAAGAGAGCGGAACCUUUGGCUCACUCAGGUGGAGACGCGAAGGAGAAGGCGCAGGACUUCGGAACGAGUCGUCAACCUGGCCCUGCCCAUUCGGCAACCGCCCACGACCUCUCGUCCUCUCUCUUCUCCGACGCGUCCCUGAAACGUCUCUCGGCUGCACUGGCCGCGUCGUCGCCUCUCACGUCCACUUCGGCUUCUUCGCUCUCAUCGACUCUUUCUCCAGCAUCUCCCCUUUCGCCCGCGUCGCUGCCUCGGUUCGCUGUUGAGGAGAAGAGACACCACGUGAUUCGCCAUGGGGCCCUCACGGUGUUGAACGUUGGAACGCCGCUCUCCUACGACGGCGGCACUUGCGUCUUUCCAAUUGGAUUUGUCUCCGUUCGUCGCUUCCCGCUCCCGCCGUGUCUCCAGACGGCGGAGCGUUGCUGGCGACGCGCAGCCGCGAGGCCGCGGGUGGGCUCGGCCUCGUCUUCUUCGCCGCAAGCAGAGAAGAAGCAUCCGGAAGAGCGAAGAAGCUCAGAGGCACAGCGGAGGCCAACUCGGGGGUCGUAUGUUUGCUCUAUCUCCUUGAGAGACGGCCAGCCUUUCUUCACCAUUGAUAUCCUGGCCUCGUCUUUCGGACGCAGAAGAAUGUGUGCAUGUAUCUUCGCCUGGCUGCCUUCUUCCUGUCGCGGGGAAGCUCAUACCGAGCGAGCGAUUCUACAGCCGCCAGACGGAGAAGGCGAGGGCGCUGCCAGAGCCAUUGUUUUGGAAGCGAAGAACGGCGAGAAGGAGAUGUCAGAGCUACGAAUAAGCAGCGGCGCGAACAACAGGGAACUCGAUGCAACCAUGGGAGAUUCUCCACUGUCGACUGGGACACGACGCAGCCAGGACGCGGAAGUUCCGGUCGAGAGCCAGAGGCACAGUUCGCUUGAGAGACAGGUCGACAAGGACACAAAGAGACAGGACGCAGAGAAGGACUGCGCACCUGUCUGGGGCUGGCGUCUGGCGGAAGGCGCCGACCUGGAGGAGACGUUUGCGCGGUUUCUGUCUCUGUUCCACCUCCGAAGACCAGCAUAUGUCGAGCAGGCUCUUCGAGGUAAAGGUCUUGAAAACAAGGCGACAAUCCCCGAAGGCGAGGAGAACGAGCUGAGGGCGGCGGCGAAGCGGAAGAGGGAAGCAGAACCUGACGAAAGGUCUCACAAGAAGUUGGGUGUGAGUCAGGAGACCGAACGGAACGCCUCGGAAGCUGGCGAAGCCGAAGCGCCUGCAGUUCGGGAGUUCUCGAUUUCUGGCUACACUUUCUUUGGCAUCAAUUCGCCCUACGUUGUCGAGCGAAUCAAACCGAAAGUCUUCGAUGUCCUCGCUUGGCGAGCGCUCUCCCGUCUAGGCGACGCUCAUCACAACCGCUUAGGCGUCUUGAUCGGCAACUGCCAUCGAAUGGAGCAAUGGGAGCGACGGUGGCCCAAGGCGGCGCCACCGGCACAGAGCCGAGCCGGGGGCAGACAGCGCGAGGUGGCGGGCGAGCCGCAGUUGGGGGUGCCGCGCGAUCUGCUCACCCAUCCGCUCGACGAAGACACAAAGGCGGAAAACCUCGACGAGCUGAUGGUCUGCUCGUUCAAUCGAAUCAGCGAAAAGACAGGAGAACCGCUCGCGCAUGCAGACUCCUCAGCGUUGUUGGCAUCCGGCGUCGCGCCUUCGCUGAGCUCUUCCGGCUUCGCCUCUGCUUCUUCCUCGCCAGCCUUGCCACUGUUUCCAGCAUCGUCGUCUCGCUCUGUCUCUGUUCUCUCGCGAGCGAAAGCGAAAAGACAAUUCGACCAGCUUCCACCCUCCAUGCAGUACCGGUAUCUCCAGUCGGUCGGAGUCGACGACCGCCUCAGCGUACGGUCCAGCACCAUCCAUGGGCAAGGCCUCUUCGCGAAUGUGCCGCUCGCCGAGGGCGAGCCUGUAAUCGAGUAUGUUGGAGACAUGGUUCGGAACUGCGUCAGUGAUUUGAGGGAGGCGCUCUACGAGAAACAAGGCGGUGGCGGAGACGGCGCGUGCUACAUGUUCAGGCUCGAUGACAAUUUCGUCGUCGACGCCACUCGAGCCGGCAAUGUCUCCAGAUUCAUCAACCACUCUUGCGAGCCUAACUGCACUUGCAGAAUUCUCGUCUGCGAGGCAGGACAGAAACAUAUUGUGAUCAUCGCGAAGACGGCGAUUCGCGCUGGAGAGGAAAUCACCUACGACUACCAGUUCGGCAUCGGCAACGAAACAGACAAGCUCGCGUGCUUGUGUGGCGCGCGUUCUUGCCUCGGCCGCAUGAAUUAG